Molecule: messenger RNA, 562 nt
Organism: Aureococcus anophagefferens
Lineage: Eukaryota; Pelagophyceae; Pelagomonadales; Pelagomonadaceae
Exons: 1
Biological process (GO): amino acid transmembrane transport
Source: RefSeq, a predicted model, not a curated record
GUGCUCCAGCUCCUCGUCUUCGCGGAGACCGUGCCCACGGUGAGCGGGCUCCUCGACGGCGACCCGCGGCGCGUCCGCCUCGCGCUCGCGUUCGGGUCGCUGUGCCCGCUCCUCCUGGAGGUCGCGUGGGCCUACCUCGGCCUCGGCCUCGGCGCGCCGCGCGUCGACCCCGUCGACGUCCUCCUCGCGGCGCCGGCGACGCGCGCGGCGACGGCGGCGCUCGCGGCGUCCGCCGUCGCGACGACGGCCCUCGGCUCCGCGCUCGCGCUCCGGUCCGACGUGCCCGAGGCCGUCGCCCGGCGCGAGCUCGCGGCGCUCCUCGCGGCGCUGCCCGCCGUUGGCGUCGCGCUCACGUCGCCGGGCGUGUUCUUCGCGGCCAUGGACUGGGCGGGGGCCUACCCCGUGGCCCUGCUCUGGGGGCUCUUCCCGCCCGUCGCGCUGCUGCGGCUGCGGCGGAAAUCCGAGGGCGCCCACCCGAAGAGCGCGGGCCCCGACGCGUGGCUCGCCGCGCUCGCGGCGGUCUCGGGGCUCUUCGUCGCGUCCACGGCGACGCGCGACCUCG